Rhodotorula toruloides NP11 is the source of this 2706-nucleotide messenger RNA. RefSeq names its product protein tyrosine phosphatase. Gene Ontology annotation, biological process: dephosphorylation. Gene Ontology annotation, molecular function: phosphatase activity. The record is from RefSeq and is a predicted model, not a curated record. The coding region runs from base 1 to 2706 and encodes 901 amino acids. The transcript is spliced from 6 exons. Lineage: Eukaryota; Fungi; Basidiomycota; Microbotryomycetes; Sporidiobolales; Sporidiobolaceae.
AUGGACGCAAUCAGGGCGACUACGGUCCCUUCGGUUCGCUUCUCGCGCCGGCAUGGCUCUCUAUCCUCCUCACCCUCGUCAGCCCCACUCUCUUCGCCGACACCUGGCUCGCUCCACCUCACGACGAACCACCUGAUCUUUCAGCAUAAGCGCGAUGGUGGGCGGACUACGGACAGCGGACCGAGCCCGUCACAAGAGGCGGAGGCUUCGAAUGGAUCGCAAGUCUCGUCGAAGCAGGACGACGAGGUUUGGGUCCCCCUCUCGAUCUUGCACUCCGUCACUCGCUCUCCGCCCUCCUUCACCGGCGAGCCCUCCCCUCUCGUCCUCCGCACGCGGUUAUACGAGACCAUCGAGCUCGUCUUCGACUCUCUCGACGAGGCAGACGCUGUGUGGGACAGCCUGAAGGGUUUGUGCGGAUCCUUCUCGGCAGGCGGGCUGGAGAACCGAUAUGCGUUCUUCUGCAAUGAUGCGGGCAAGGCGGACAGGAAGGGGAAGGGAAAGGCGAGCUGGGACAUCUACAGUGCCGAGGAAGAGUUUGCGCGAAUGGGAUUGGGGACGAGGAGCAAGGCGUGGCGGUUCACCGACAUCAACGCCGACUUCCAGUUCUGCCCAUCGUACCCGGCCAAGAUCGUUGUCCCCGCCAAGAUCUCCGACACGACCCUCUCGUACGCCGUCAAGUACCGCAGCAAGAGCCGUAUACCAGGUCUCGUCUAUCUGCACUGGGCCAAUCUGGGCUCGAUCACACGCUCGUCCCAGCCCAUGGUCGGCAUCACCCAGAACGCCCGCUCGAUCCAGGACGAAAAGCUCAUCGAGGCCAUCUUCUCCUCGCACUCUCAGCACUCGCACAAGUUCCAGCCCAUGUCCCUCGGCGACCCGCUUUCCUCGUCCUCCUCUCUCGACCUCGCGUCAAGCGGUCAAGUCGUGUACGGCGCGACCGCGACGAACGUCAUCAUCGACGCCCGCCCGACCAAGAACGCCUACGCCAACUCCGUCAAGGGCGCAGGGACGGAGAACAUGCUUUACUACAAGAACUGCAAGAAGGAGUACCUCGGCAUCGACAACAUCCACGUUAUGCGGUCUAGCCUCAACGGCGUCUUUGAUGCGCUCGCCGAUGCCGAAGCUUCUGGUCGCCUCGACCGCUCAGCACUUCGCCGCACGAACUGGCUCUCGCACCUCACCAACAUCCUCGAAGGCGUCCUUAUCGUGCUCCGCACCGUUCACCUCUACAACUCGCAUGUACUCGUCCACUGCUCCGACGGAUGGGACCGCACCUCGCAACUCUCGGCUCUCCCGCAGCUCUGCCUUGACCCUUACUUCCGGACCGCACGCGGCUUCGCCGUCCUGAUCGAGAAGGACUGGAUCUCGUACGGCCAUCGCUUCGCCGACCGUUCAGGUCACCUCUGCAAUGACCGAGUCGACUUUGUCCAGAAGUCGGGCGCCGACGUCUCGACUCAGCAAGCCUUCCUCGCCUCCGUCACUCGGCAGUUCGCAUCCUCUUCGCACGCCUUCAAGGAAACCUGCCCAGUCUUCCAACAAUUCCUCGACUGCGUCUACCAGAUCCAGCGGCAGUUCCCGGACCGCUUCGAGUGGAACGAGCAGCUCCUGCGGCACCUCGUCCACGAGACGUACGCGGGCGCGACGGGCUCGUUCCUCUUCAAUUCGGAGAAGGAUCGCGCCGACCUGCGCGCACGGACGAGGACGAGGAGCGUGUGGGGGACGGUCUUCGACGUCGACGAGGCGGGCGAACUCAAGCUCAAAGCGGAGUUCCGCAACCCCGACUACAAUCCUUCUCUCGACAAUCCCGACUCGAAGGCGCACGACGCAGAUCAGGGUGUCCUCCUUUUCGACCCGCAGAACGUUAGGUGGUGGUUCGAGCUGUUCGGUCGGUCCGACGACGAGAUGAACGGGCGACCGUUUGCGAAUGACCCCGGCGCCGCGCCGAUCGAACCGACCGUUACCGAGUUCAAGGUUGUCGAGUCGCCUGAAGACGACCCAAUGACGAACGGCCUCAUCGCGCAAGCCGGCUCGCUCGUCCUUUCCGACUCGCCCGCCUCCCCCGUAACCUCCCCCUCCAAUCUCGCAGCCCCUCUGCCUCCGUCACGUUCCUCUUCUCCCGCCGCCUCGCGCCAAGAAGCGAUCCUCUCGCAGCAGCAGCUGUCCGAGACGGUCGCCUCGGUGCAGAAGCUCGGCUGGUCGGCGUGGAAGAGCGUGCGGAAGUUCGGCGAGGAUGCGGCACGUCAGCUACAGGAGCAGCAGGCGAAGCGAGCAGCCGCGGCGGCUGCGGAGGAGGCGGAGCGACGAGAGAGCGGGUACGCAGCGGACGAGCGAGCAGCGCGGGAUGCAGGUGGCGGGGGAAUGUGGAGCAAGCUGUCGACGAGCAAUCCCUGGGCGCCUGCGGCAAACGACGAAGCACCGGCUACAACCUCUGCUCCCGCCUACAAACCGUAUCAGCCUCGGCACACGCCGAACUCCUUUGCUUCGACUCUUUCUGGGACCGAACCUUCUGUCCCAACACCCGCUUCAGCACCCUCGUUUCCUCAGCGCACUCAGCGACAACCCAGCAGCACGCUCUCGAUCAACCCGUGGGAGACGGUCUCGCGCGAAGAGGCGAGUUUGCCUGACCCCGCCGGACCGACUGGUCGUCCCAAGGUGCAGAGCGAGGCGGAAGGACGAAGCGGUGAUCCAUUGGGCGUAGGAUUGGCAUGA